AUGGCAUCUUGGACUUUGACCAAAGAGGUGUCUUUGGAGGUGAUAGAGCUGAAGGAGAAAGUAGCCCAGUUCCCUCCUUCCCCAUUCCAGAAUUUAGAAGUUGUCACAACUCUGGGUGUUGGUGGGUUCGGAAGGGUUGAGCUUGUUAAAGUGAAAAAUGAGAACAUGGCUUUUGCUAUGAAGUGUAUAAAGAAGAGACACGUAGUGGACACCAAACAACAAGAGCAUAUCUAUUCUGAGAAGAAAAUCCUUGAACAGAUAUGUUCUCCAUUCAUUGUAAAACUAUACCGCACAUUCAAAGAUAGUAAGUAUGUGUACAUGCUACUGGAGGCUUGCCUUGGAGGGGAAUUGUGGAGCUUGCUGAGAGACAGGGGCAGCUUUGAUGAAGCCACUACCAAGUUCUGUGUUGGGUGUGUGACAGAGGCUUUUGACUAUCUACAUCACAUAGGAAUUAUCUACAGAGACUUGAAGCCAGAAAAUUUAAUUUUGGAUGCUGAAGGAUAUAUAAAACUGGUUGAUUUUGGAUUUGCAAAGAAGAUCGAAUCAGGGCAGAAAACCUGGACGUUUUGUGGAACCCCUGAGUAUGUUGCCCCUGAAGUCAUUCUGAGUAAAGGCCAUGACUUCAGUGUGGAUUUUUGGUCCCUUGGGAUUCUUGUUUAUGAACUCCUUACUGGCAGUCCACCAUUCUCUGGAGCUGAUCAAAUGAUGACAUAUAAUUUGAUUCUCAAAGGCAUUGAAAAGCUGGAUUUUCCUAAAAUUAUAACAAGGCGGCCUGAGGAUUUGAUCCGCAGACUCUGCAGGCAAAACCCUACAGAAAGAUUGGGAAGCCUGAGGAAUGGAAUUAAUGACAUCAAGAAGCACAGGUGGUUGAGUGGUUUAAACUGGGAUGGUCUGCAAGUGAGGAAAUUAACAUCGCCUUUAAAAAGAGAGUUGUCUGGACCAACUGAUUACAGCUACUUUGACAGCUAUCCACCUGAAGAGGGAACCCCCCCAGAUGAACUUUCAGGCUGGGACAAGGAUUUCUGAUAUUUUUUCUUCCUGGACAUUUAUAGAGACUCAUAGGCAUCAGUUCUAAACCUGCUCUCUUGUUUCUUGCUUAAAAUCAGAUUACACAAGGUUUGUGACAACCACAAUGUUCCUUGAAGGUCAGAAGACAGUACAGCAAUGAGAAUUUGGAUAAUUCACCAAAAUCUAUGUGCACCUCUUUAUAACAAGUGCAUGCAUUCAGUC
Messenger RNA from Tauraco erythrolophus (red-crested turaco), 1230 nucleotides. It is a transcript of the gene PRKG2, whose product is annotated as protein kinase cGMP-dependent 2. The record is from RefSeq and is a predicted model, not a curated record. Lineage: Eukaryota; Metazoa; Chordata; Aves; Musophagiformes; Musophagidae. Gene Ontology annotation, biological process: protein phosphorylation. Gene Ontology annotation, molecular function: ATP binding; cGMP-dependent protein kinase activity.